AUGGUAAAAUAAAAUUAAUAAAAUACAAUUAAUUUAAAUGAUUAAAAUGAUUAGUAGUUUUAAGAAUAUGAUUCAAGAUGGGCAACAUUUGCAGGCUACAUAAUCAUAACACUUACUUAUAAUUCUGUUUUACUGGCUUUUAAUCCAAUAAAUUCUUAAAUAUCAAAAAUCUACGAUAUAAAUCCUGUAAUUGUAUCUAUGAAUACUCUGGCAUCCAAUAUUACUUUCUUACCUAUGUCUUUUGUUGCAAGUUUUCUGAUGUAAAAGUUAGGUUUGCGCUUCACAAUUUGGAUUUCUUGCACUAUUAUGAUAGUUGCUGUAUGGAUAAGAUUACUCAUAAAUAAUAACUAUUACACUGUUCUUGGUGCUCAAAUACUCUUAGGUAUCGGUCUUCCCCUUAAUCAAAAUAUGAUGAACAGUCUCCCCGCUAUAUGGUUUAAACCCUAAAAUAGAAGAAAAAUAUUUUUGUUUUGCAUGCUAGGUUUGCUUAUCGGCUAGAUCCUGUCUAGUAUUCUCCCAGGUUUAAUGUUUAAUGGAUAUGAUGAUGAAAAAGAUUCUCUUACUAAUUAUAGUGAAGGGAAAGACAAAGCAUAUUAAGUAAUGUGCAUUGAAGCCUAUAUAGCAACACCUCUUGCAAUUAUUGGAUGCCUUCUCUUUUAAGAAAAACCUCCUACUCCCCCAAGUAUUGAAGCUGCAAAAGAAAAGUUACCUUUUGGUCCAUAAAUCAAAGAAAUUCUUACAAACAAAAACUACUUAUUGCUCUUUGUUUCUUUUGGUUUAUUUUCAGGUUGCUCUGGAGGAGCUAGUGUAGUUUUAUCUUACAUAUUAAAUCCUUUUGGGUAUGGAUCAGAAGUUACAACUUAUUGUAAUAAUACUAUAACAAUAGCAGGUAUUAUAGGUUUAAGGAGAGGAAUGAAAUACUUUAAAUAAAAUCCAGAUUAUAAAAAGCAUUUAAUUAUUAGCUUAGCAGUAACAACGAUUGGAUAUGGAAUAGCAAUACCUAUUCUUCCAAUCGGUAAUAAAAAUCUUCUACUUUUACCAUAUGCAGUAAUUGGUAUAUUAACAAUUCAUGCAAGCCCACUUUUCCUAAUGCUAUCUUCAGAAAUGACAUAUCCAGUGGAUCCAAGUAUAUCUGGAGGAUUACUUGCUGGGAGUGGUUAAUUAAUGAGUUUUGUUUCUGGAGAAACAUAUUCUGCAAUACUGAUAAAUGAGACAAAAACAAAUGCUAUUUUAGUAUACAUUAUUUAAGUUAUUUGCCUUGGAGUAGCACUUCUCCUUCUAUUCCUAAUAAAAAUUGAAUUAAAUAGAACUGAAGCUGAAAAGUAAGCUUAAUAAUAAUAAGAAAUAUAAAGUAAUUAAUAAGAUACAAAACCUUUACAAGUAUAAAGAAAAAGCUGA
Tetrahymena thermophila SB210 is the source of this 1398-nucleotide messenger RNA. RefSeq names its product MFS transporter. The transcript has a single exon. Lineage: Eukaryota; Ciliophora; Oligohymenophorea; Hymenostomatida; Tetrahymenidae. Gene Ontology annotation, cellular component: membrane. Gene Ontology annotation, biological process: transmembrane transport. The record is from RefSeq and is a predicted model, not a curated record. Gene Ontology annotation, molecular function: transmembrane transporter activity.